Messenger RNA from Serendipita indica DSM 11827, 1488 nucleotides. The record is from the annotation of a GenBank genome assembly. Lineage: Eukaryota; Fungi; Basidiomycota; Agaricomycetes; Sebacinales; Serendipitaceae.
AUGCAACUCAUGCCCCAACUUGUCUCGCUGCUCGCUGCCCUCUGCGUCUUUGAGCCCAAUGCUGUUUUUGCCCUCCCUGUUCAUCCUGGGCAAGUCGCUUUUGCAAUCCGUGACGCUCUUGUACCCAACGCUUUCCCUGGACACUCUGGUUUGCGCGUCUACCGUCGUCUCUUCGCUCAACGCCGGCAUCGUUCACGUGGCGUCAAAACGCACACGAGCAAACGCAGCUUACUGAACGGUGCAUUGUCCAUCGACAGUCCAUUGGGCGUUGUCGGCCGGGUCGUUGGCUCUGACGCCAGCAAGUCGGUAGUCAUCAAUGUUCCCCGAAAUCAUCGUACCAAAGUACCAAGAAACUUCUACACUUUGCCCUUCAUGCGCGUUACUCACCAGUUUGUCGAACGAGGCUUCACCCCGGAUGGCGUUCCAGGAGUGAUCGACAUUAUGAGCCCGUCAGUAGACGAUCCUGCUGGCCAGCGACUUGCCUCGCUCUCUAUCGCGUCCACGCCAUCUGAGGCAAACCAGUUUGUGCUCAAUGCGUCUGGUGUCAACGCAACUACCGUCUAUCUCGUCGUCAACAAUCAUCUGUCGCUGUUAGACCGGUCCCUUGCUGUACGACUCGAAGUCCCCGUCUACGAUCAAUCACACGCGGCGUACGUCUCCUACUGUGCAACUUUCGACAUGACCCAGGCCAGCCCAUUGAUGGUCGCCGAGUGCUAUCCUAAGGGCAUUAGUGAUCACAACAGCCAGCUGUUCUCGUAUGCCACAGACACAGGAGUUGUCAAACCUCUCUGGCUCUCUUCCGCCUUCACACAGGACUCUCCCUCCUACUCCAAUGCGACUGCGAUGCAGCAGUCGGCUCCUGCUGCCGAAACGGCACACUCUGAUGCCGACGGAUCCCCCGACGACACGAAUUCUCCCCAGAACGUUGCUCUCAUCUUCACUCCUGAACUUGACAAUACUGUUCCCGUUGUCAACGCACACGCAUCCUCGCUUCCAAGUACUUCCUCUGGGGCCGCAGCCGCAGAGGAACCUCUCGGAGAACCGAGCUCAACUGAGGACGUAGUGCCUACACCGACAGAGAGCGAGUCGACUGAAGAUGCACCCUCUUCACCUUCAGACCUCGUAGAAGAGGUGAUGCCCAGUCCAACGAUGUCGCUCAUCGUUUUCGUCGGCAGCGCGAACGAGGCAGGGUCCGAAUCGACUGAAACAGCAGCCACGCCUACCGACUCGGAAGUUGCCAUGUCUACACCUACAGAUUCUACUUCACUCAAGAAGCGACAGGCUGAUGAGAAGCCUGAUUGGGAAGACGACACUGGGAGCUCCCAGGACGAAGACGGCGUCACAGAGGGCUGCUCUUCAGGACCCCAGGGUAAUGACUCGUCUAUCGAUGAAGAGAAUGUAGAGACUGGCGCUGAUAUGCGAGAUCUUGACACUGGGUACAGUUGGCGAUUCACGGCUCGGAGCGCGGAGAACGAUCUUGUACGCUAG